Saxophila tyrrhenica is the source of this 852-nucleotide messenger RNA. RefSeq lists its product as uncharacterized. The transcript has 2 exons. The record is from RefSeq and is a predicted model, not a curated record. Gene Ontology annotation, cellular component: plasma membrane. The coding region runs from base 1 to 852 and encodes 283 amino acids. Gene Ontology annotation, molecular function: acetate transmembrane transporter activity. NCBI's taxonomy places the organism in Eukaryota, Fungi, Ascomycota, Dothideomycetes, Mycosphaerellales, Extremaceae.
AUGGCAGCGGAAACGAACGGUCGUACCACCCACAGCCUUUCGCCCACCGAGAAGGCUCACGAGCCACUCUCUUCUGAUCGUCCAGGCAUUCGCAUUUUCUUGCAGCCUCUCGCUCCGCCAGCUGCCCUUGGGUUAGCCGGGUUCGCAGGCUCAACAUGGAUUACAUCAGCCUACAUCGCCGACUGGUUUGGUAACCCAGAAUCUCCGACCAUCUUCUUCCCAUUCAUCGGCAUGUUCGGCGGUGUCGCGCAGUUCGUGGCCGGCAUCUAUGGGCUCAACGCUAGAGACACACUGGUUUCUGUCAUCAACACGAUGUGGGGCUCCUUCUGGAUCGCUAUCGGGAUCUUGUACGCCUUUGUCGCUGCCGGCGCGCUGGAGCCUCAUUCAGUCCACACACACUUCCCCGAGCUCGCCUCAUGGUUCGUGGUACUGUCAGUCUUCACCUGGUCCGGUGCUCUAGCAUCGACGGCAAGGGACCUCGUUCUGUGCAUCUGCCUCUUCAGCCUCGCCAUCGGAAGCACCAUCGCCUGCUGCCUCUUUGCCUACAACGGCGGGCAGAGCAGCGAGAGUGGUUCCGGCGACGGUCUGGAAGGCGGCGUGACGAACGGCAUCAAAGCAGCGGCCUACUUCUGGAUGUUGUCGUCGUUGGCAGCUUGGUGGCGCGUGACCGUCUACCUGGUCGAGGAAGCCUAUGGACCGAAUCACUUUAUUACGAAGUUCUUCCCGAUUGUUCGGCUGCCGACGGAGAAGAAGGCGCCGUACGUUAUUCCAGGCUGGGGAGAGCCUGGCGUCAAGAGAGGCGUGCCGAAGCUGUGGCCGGCGAACGAGCACCUUGUCGGUGUUGGAGAGUAG